AUGCUUUCGCAGGUGUCCGGUGCUUACUACUGGCCCUCUGGGAAUACAUAUCAUGGUCAAUGGCAGAAUGGGAAACGACAUGGCUUGGGUGUGGAACAGAGAGGACGAUGGACGUACAAAGGAGAGUGGACGCAAGGUCAGAAGGGACGAUAUGGUGUGCGAAACUCGGCAACCUCUCAAGCCCGGUACCAAGGCACAUGGUCGGGUGGGUAUCACGACGGUUAUGGCACAGAGAUCUAUGUGGAUGGCGGUAACUACCAGGGUCAGUGGCUACGUGGCCUUCGUCAUGGUUAUGGGACCCGAAAGAGCGCGACGUACGGUCAGGCGGCGAAACUUCGGCCGAAGUCGCACAACACGCAUGCUUCAUUGACGAGUUUGCGAAGUGGGCGAGGGGAUGAUGAGAAUGAAGACGAAGAUCAGAGUGGGUGGUGCCAGUUAAAUUUCAAAUUUAAUUUUUGGGUCUAAGG
Strongylus vulgaris is the source of this 467-nucleotide messenger RNA. NCBI's taxonomy places the organism in Eukaryota, Metazoa, Nematoda, Chromadorea, Rhabditida, Strongylidae. The record is from the annotation of a GenBank genome assembly.